Messenger RNA from Odontomachus brunneus, 1371 nucleotides. It is a transcript of the gene Prpk, whose product is annotated as EKC/KEOPS complex subunit TP53RK. The transcript has 5 exons. Bases 195 to 887 code for a protein of 230 amino acids. Gene Ontology annotation, biological process: protein phosphorylation. Gene Ontology annotation, molecular function: ATP binding; protein serine/threonine kinase activity. The record is from RefSeq and is a predicted model, not a curated record. NCBI's taxonomy places the organism in Eukaryota, Metazoa, Arthropoda, Insecta, Hymenoptera, Formicidae. Gene Ontology annotation, cellular component: cytosol; nucleus; EKC/KEOPS complex.
UCGCCCGCGCGCAUUCGGCGCAUGCGGUCUUCAGCGAAUCAUCCGUCCGUUCGUCCGUCCGUGCGUGCGUGCGUGCGUGCGUGCUUGUAUGCGAGAUUCGCGAUCGAAUCUCGAUCGAGGUUACGAUCGAAAUUGGAACGUGUGUUUUCAUGCGACCUGCGUCAUAGAUUCGCGUAUAUUCCGCAGCAGUCCUAAUGUCGCAAAAUAUAGAACUGAUAGCGCAAGGCGCGGAAGCGCGCCUUUAUAAGGGGCAUUAUCUAGGCAAGACGUGCCUGAUGAAGGAGAGAUUCGUGAAGAGUUAUCGGCAUCCGGAACUGGACGCGCGACUCACCAAGGAUCGCAUCAAAGCCGAGGCUCGUGCCAUUAUUCGUGCAAAGGCUGCGGGAGUAGGGACACCCGCCGUGUACCUGGUGGACUUAGAGAGACGCAGAAUUUACAUGGAGUACGUGGAAAAUACUAUGGUGUUGAAGGACUUCAUAGAUGAAAGCCUUUCGGGGAACACAAACGUGGAUGAGGUGCUGGAAUUUAUCGGGUCUGGGUUAGGCGCGCUCAUAGCCAGAUUGCACUCCAAACACAUCAUUCAUGGCGAUCUGACCACGUCGAAUAUACUGUUUAGAACUCAGCUCAGUAAUGAGCCCGAAGAGACCCAAUUCGUGAUGAUAGACUUCGGAUUGGCCCGAGUAGAUUCCACACCGGAAGAUAAAGCAGUCGACUUGUACGUUCUGGAGCGAUCGCUGUUGAGCGCGCAUUCCAAAGCGCCUUCAUUGUUCAAUAUCAUCUUUCAUCACUAUCAACGUCAUUAUCAAGAUAAAAGCCAAUGCAAACAAAUAGUCUCGAAAUAUAAACAGGUACAGGCGCGAGGACGCAAACAUUUGAUAAUCGGAUAAAGUAAAAAGGCGAAGAAGCUUCACGCUCUUAUAAGAGAGAGUACAAAAUCUACAAAUAAGCUAUUUUCUUAUAACACGAUACGCUAUGGUCAACUUUAAAUCACGGGCUAUUAUAUAACUUUGCUCGUUACAAUAAACAUAAGUUGUACACGUUAAUAAACGCGAGUUGUCGCGACUCGACCGAUUAGUUGGAAUUAAAACACGCAGUCGUUUGAGAAGGGGCACUAAACAGCAUUGUAGUGUACACUAUUUGUUAUCGUUACUGCAAAGGACAACAAUGUUACCAAGUUAUCGUUAAGAAGAUGUAAUAGUAUCAACAUUACAAGCAACAAGUUACUUCCCAACUCUGGCAAUGACUAUUGCAUACGUAUAACGAAUUUGGCAGCAGCACAAUCCAUAUGAAAAGCUAUUACUCCUUGUACAUGUUGAAUUGUUAGUAUAAAUCAGUCAAAAUGCAGUCCAGAAUAUAUAAUGAUCCAAGUUA